UUUGAAAAAUCUGUUGUGUGACCGCAGCGGUUUUAUUGGUAUGCCACCAUUACAGCAGAUUUAACCAUUAAGGUUACAUGUCAUAUGGGUGUUGCUGUGUUACAGAGCUUAGAUGUGGGAGUUAUCUUGACUGUAGCUAUGUGGCAGCAUAGAUAGAAUGAAAGAAAAUAUUUAGAUGCGUUUGUUUCUUUCUUUUUUAAACAGUUUAUGAACUAUGACAGUGUGAUCCUGACCGUUACACUUCUGGCACACAUCAAACUGUUGCAUGGUUAGAGGCUGCCGCAACAUCGCUUAUGCAAAAAUGUCUUUAUGUUUUCAGAAACCAGCUUAUGAAAUGCAACAGUGUGAUUGUGAAUGGGUACACAGACAUUAGAACAUUAUUUAAAUUGUAUUUAUAUAGCACCAAAUCAUAUCAACAGGGCACUUUAUACUGUAAGGUAAAGAUCCCACAAUAAUACAGACAAAACCCCACAGUCAGCAAGCACUUGGCAACAGUGGGAAGGAAAACUCCCUUUUGACAGGAAAAAAUCUCUGGCAGAACCAGACUGGCUGGAGGAAGACGAGACAAAAAAGAGAGCAGCAGAUUAAGAAGAGAGAUUAAUAAUAACUAAUGAGUAAAUGCAGAGUACGCACAUAUUGAGUAAAAAAAGUUCCCACUUUUUUAAAGUAUAGUCACAACCGGCUCACUGGAAUACUCCGGAAGAGUAUGGAAAGUAUAAACAUUUUAUAUUUAGUCAAUUUAACAUGGUAAAAACAGUGAAAGCGUCGAUCUGGAGCUUAGUGCAGCCGCUACGCACGAAGCAGUGGGAGAGAGGAAGGAGAAGGAGGAGACAGUGAUUGCACUAUUUCUGACGUCAGAAUCUUGCCGCAGAGAUAAGCCGCGAGGCUUAAUAUUAACUACAAUGUUCCUUCUUUCAAAAAGAGCGACAGCGCGCCAAGGGAUUGUCGAGCUGAUGAACAGAGACGCUUUGCGAGACGCAUUCCAAACACUUUUCUCGUUCUGCGCACCGACUCUGGCGCAGUGCACGAACCAGAGCCCAAACUAUGAGCUGAGCAGAUAAGAGCUGUGGUGGAUGAAUUGGCCAGCGGUCGUGUAAACGCACAAACAGAAGAUGGGAACGGCGGGCGAGGAUCUGCUCGUGACACUCCAGAUACUACCCGGUUUCUUUUCCAACUGCCUCUUUCUUGCCCUGUACGACUCGGUGGUUCUGCUGAAGCGCGUCGUUUCGCUGCUCAGCUCUCGGUCCGCCGGCUGCGGAGAGUGGCGCCGCAUGCUGACCUCGGCGGGACUGCGCUCCAUCUGGAACAGCUUCCUCCUGGACGCCUACAAGCAGGUGAAACUUGGCUGUGAGGCACCCAAUUCCAAAGUGGUGAAGGUGCCUGAUGGCCCUCGGUGGAGCAGCACCAUCAGAAUCCAAAAUGGGGGUGAGUGCAGACUUCUGGAUUUUGAGUCAUCAGAUCGCCCCCUGGUGGUCAACUUUGGCUCAGCCACCUGACCCCCCUUCAUCAGCCACCUGCCGGCUUUCCGGCAGUUAGUGGAAGACUUCAGCGAUGUGGCUGAUUUCCUGUUAGUGUACAUUGAUGAGGCUCAUCCAUCUGAUGGCUGGGUGGCCCCUCCCAUGGGUUCUUGCUCCUUCAGUUUCCGGAAACACCAGAACCUGGAGGAAAGGAUGGGAGCGGCACGUCAACUCACUGAGCACUUUUCUUUGCCGCCGCAGUGUCAACUAGUCGCUGACUGCAUGGACAACAAUGCUAAUGUGGCUUACGGUGUGUCCAACGAACGGGUGUGUAUAGUGCAACAAAAAAAGAUUGCCUACCUGGGGGGUAAAGGGCCAUUUUUUUACAAUCUGAAGGAUGUGCGCCAGUGGCUGGAACAGAGUUAUGGUAGACGGUAGGAGGAUUAAAAGUGCCUUUUUAAAAUUUUGAAAACAGAGAUUAUUUGGUUUUGUAAGAAUGUGUUGUGAUGGUAUUCUUUACCAUAAAGCUGUAAAAUUCAAACAAAGGGCCCCUUUUACCAAAAAAGGGGGGAAAAGGGCAAAGGCAAGAGACAACUCAACCAGCAUCUUAAUUAAGUAAACCUCACCCUCCUCACCUCAAGCCUUACCUCCUGAACUAAAGUCAAGUCUUUUCCAUACAAAUAUUGUGCAUAAACGUGCGUAUUUAUUUCAGAUUUUGUCAGAAUUACUUACUGUCAGCAGAUCAGACAUGCGACCCUCCCAUCUCCAGACAGCUGACAAGAGCAGUUAAACAACAACAGCAGUAGCUGGGAUAAUGUUAUUCCAGCUACACACAGAGAGGAAAGAUGCUGAGUUUUAGUAUUUCUUAGUUUGGUAAAAAUGUUAUUACAUCUCGCCUGAUGAAUGUGUUAUUGAGACUGAAUCUCUGGAAGACUGUGAGUCAACUGCUUUCAAAACCUUGAGAUAACAGCCACAUUAGAUCUAGUAAAUCUAAUUUGAUAAUGAGCACUGAACACAAUCCAAAAUAUGAUGUGUAGGCACAGUGAAUAAGUACAUACACAGAUUAUGGUUAAAAGCAUCUGAUCACAACUGCACAUGUACUUUGCAUGUAGACACAGACUGAAGUAAGCCAGCCCUUGUAAAAAUCACAUUUAUAGUUGAUUUGCAUGGUUUGCAAAGGAAGAAGCACUUUUGUUGACUUUAUGACCAGAUCUUUUUCCAGGAAGUUCCAUGGGCUGGACUGCAUGGAAAAUUCUAGGCAGACGCUCAGGGGGAUGAUGGGUAUUACCAAGUGCAAAAUUUAUUGUCAGUAAGUGAAGCGUGUAUCUUGAGUUCCGAAUGUUGUGUACUGAAUGUUCGAUGGUUUGGCCAAGUCUUGUGAAGUGAUAGUUUGGUUAAACUCUUAUGCCAUGAGUAAACUGCUUUGGGUUAAGGUGAGGUUGCAUCUAGCUACAUGCUGAACAUUCACAAUUUCACAUUUAACUGGAAGUCAUUACCUUUCAAACCAAGUCUUUGCUUUUGGCUCUUUGUUAUAAGAUAUCCAUUUAGAUAUGCAAUAAAGAUGAACAGUUCAAUAAAGUGGUACUAGUAAACCUAACCCUGUCACUGGUGACUCUGUGGAUGUUAAUAGACCUGCUGUUUCAUCUAUGUCACUUCCUUUGCACACUCUGAGAAAAGGCUUAAAAGGGUGAUCAACUUUUGGUUGAGCAUUUCAUUUGAAGUUAAAAUAAAUAACUGGCAGUAUUAAUGGAAAUGCAUCAGACUUUGAGCACAUUACAAAUGUGGAUAAAAUGACUGUUAUCUAGCUAUUACUCUGACAACAGGGGAGAUGCACUGGGAGCUUUUAGCUGUGUGUGCCUAUAAACAAAUCAGUCACCUAAGCUUUGUUCAUGAACUAUCAAGUGAUCUGCACCUUUGGUCAAAAGUACACCCCCUAACUAACAGAAGAGCUCUGUUUUGUUUUUGUUCUUUAAUUAAUAUCUUUUCAAAUAUUCACUGAUAAAAUACAAUUUCUUCACAUUAGCACAAAAUGUUUUGGUGUGUCGUUCAGUUUUGUUUUAGAGUCAGAUCUCAGCAUCCUGCAUACAGCUCUCUCUCUCAUGUCUUGUGAAGAAUUCAUUUCAUGAAGAUUUCAUUUUUAAAUGCAUAUUUAACAGCUAAAUGUAGAUGUAAUUUCAGAUUUAAAUUCAUAUUUCUCAAAAUAUGAACAGUUGAAGUUCAGUAACGGUGAGGUUAUGGGUGAUUAAAAUCUGUAUGGAACAUGUCAAGGUGAUUCUUUUCAAAUGAAAGCUCCUUCGAACAGAUGCUUUGUCCUGGUCACAGUGACAAAGGUGUGCAAAUGAAAACCUUUGACGAAAGAGUCCACAGCUCAGUCUCUGGUUAGAUAGAGAACAGCACCUGGUCAAUGUGACGCAGAUCCAAAGCAUCUGUUUUCAUUGUCACUUUGCUAAUGUCUCAAUGACUGAUAUCAAUAGCUCUAUUUUCCAUUCUCUUUACUGUACUUUGCCAUUAUUUGAAGCGUAAUGUAUAUUUUUAUAUGUCAAAGGAAAAAUAAGUGGAAAAUAAACAUGAAUGUGUUUGU
This is a messenger RNA of Pelmatolapia mariae (spotted tilapia), 4038 nucleotides long. RefSeq names its product iodothyronine deiodinase 2 (gene dio2). Gene Ontology annotation, molecular function: thyroxine 5'-deiodinase activity. The transcript has 2 exons. Gene Ontology annotation, biological process: thyroid hormone metabolic process. Lineage: Eukaryota; Metazoa; Chordata; Actinopteri; Cichliformes; Cichlidae. The record is from RefSeq and is a predicted model, not a curated record.